AUGGGGAAAGGUAAAGCGAAGGUCGUCCCUCAGGAGAGGAGGGACUUCAGGUCGGAACGAUUUAACAACAGUAACAGGCCGAGAAGGGACUAUGUAGAGCAGUCCGGAUCUACCGGGGCUCAAGCAGUCCAUGCUGUGUUCCGAGAACCUCUUCACAAAAUCCUAGAGAAGGUGAAGUAUGAGCCUUUCUUUCAAUGGCCGAACAAGAUGGCUGGCGACCCUUUGAAGCGUAAUCAGAACCUGUAUUGCGUGUACCAUCAGGAGCCAGGCCACACUACUGAUGAUUACAGGAACUUGAAGAACUAUUUAGACCGGCUCGUCCGAGAAGGGAAGCUGAAACAUCUACUGCAUCGUCCUGAAGGAUGGCAAGAACCAUCAAACAAUGAAACCAGACAAAGUACGUUGAGGCCAUCCAUUGGCACAAUUAAUGUCAUUCUCGCCGCACUUGGAAGGACAGGAUCUGCCCCCUUCAGGGUAAUGUCAGUGAGCAGCUUCCAAACUGAGCCAAACGGCAGGGAACCCAAGAGAGCUAGAAAGAGCGCCACGUUAUUAAUCGGGUUCACGGAGGAAGACAAACAAGGGACUAUUCAACCCCAUGAUGAUGCCCUAGUUGUCACACUCAGAAUAGGGGGUUAUGACGUGAAGAGGGUAUUAGUUGAUCAAGGUAGUGCCGUGGAGGUAAGGUAUCCUGAUUUGUAUAAGGGGCUGAACUUGAAGUAG
Quercus lobata is the source of this 720-nucleotide messenger RNA. RefSeq lists its product as uncharacterized. NCBI's taxonomy places the organism in Eukaryota, Viridiplantae, Streptophyta, Magnoliopsida, Fagales, Fagaceae. The transcript has a single exon. The record is from RefSeq and is a predicted model, not a curated record. The coding region runs from base 1 to 720 and encodes 239 amino acids.